Messenger RNA from Mustela lutreola (European mink), 2128 nucleotides. It is a transcript of the gene C9H2orf92, whose product is annotated as chromosome 9 C2orf92 homolog. The coding region runs from base 883 to 1842 and encodes 319 amino acids. The record is from RefSeq and is a predicted model, not a curated record. The transcript has 11 exons. NCBI's taxonomy places the organism in Eukaryota, Metazoa, Chordata, Mammalia, Carnivora, Mustelidae.
GACCCGGGCAGAAUCAAGGAGGUGUCUGAGAGUCACUUGCCCAGGAAAAACUUCGUUCCUGAGUGGCAGCACCUGCGACCACGCUACUUCGUGAGCGCGUAGGCCCCGAGGAGGCAGGAUCUGGAUAUUUUACCCAGAGCGUUUCUUAACUGAGCACGGGGAGAAUCCUUUUCCGUGGAAAAAUUUCAGUUCUGUGGUAACUUGGUAGCUGGUGUUAGUGGAACACCUGCUAUGUGUUUGCGGAGCCCUUCUACCUGUUUUACAUAGAUUAUAUGAAAUCCUUGCACUAACCGUUAGGUAGCUGUAUUCUUAUUACCAUUUUGCAGAUGUGGGGACCGAGGGGCCUCACAACUCUGGAACUAGCCCGGGGGGUCUCCAGCCCGCAAUAGCUGGGGUCAGCUUGCUGGCAGCCUCCCGCCCCGCCGGGGUCUGCUGCCUCAGCGGUGCAAGGGAUCGGGUCCCAAAUUCAUUUGCCAAACUGAGCCAUAGUUAAUUUGCUUCUCCUUAGAACUUUCCCCACUAAACUGUGAAAUUAAAUUGGGUGAAAGUGAAGCAUAUUGUACAGAAAAGUGCAGAAAUCACAUUUCAGUGAAUUAUUACAAUGUGGGCACCCUUGUAUAACCGUUACUGAGUUUAAGAACAGAGCAUGACCAGCACCCCAGAAGCUACCCGCUUCCCUCAGUUGCUGCCCGGCUCCUCUUCGGAGGUGACUCCUUUCCUGAAUUGUACCACCAAAGGCUCUGUUGCACCUGGAGGAGCCCAGUGACAGGCCAGCAGAUGCUGCUGCCCAGCCCACUUGGCCGACAGUGCCCCAUGCACCCUCAUCCUUUGGUGGCCUUGUGGAAAAGCGAUACUCAACAAAUCCACCUGGAACUAAGAUAAAUGAGGCAGAAAAAGUCUAAUGAUCACUUAAAGACCUCCUGGUUCCGCAGUAUCCUGGAGCUCGAGGCAAUUAUGGCUGAAGGAUUUCAGGAGAUACACGGACUAUGGCAAAGAAGAGAGGAGCAGAGACACUCUUCUUUGUUCUCUUCCUGGACUAUUGGCAAGCCCCUCCUCACAGGUAUCUUAUGGUUGGCGCCUUUCCUACCAGUCUCAGAUGGGAAAACCAAGUCCCUCAGAACUUCACUGCCCGAGAUCAUAAGACACUCAGAGGGUGGACUAGAAACCAAGUUCGGUGCUCUUCCUCCUAGAGCAGGUUCAAAUACUGAAAUUUCAUCAAGUUCAAAAAAUACGGAUGAAGGUUUGGCUAAAAUAUUUGAUGAAAUUCUACAGCAAGUGUUCUACAAGGCUCCGUAUGGGACACCAUUUGAUGAAGCCAGAACAGCAGGCAAAUCAAUUACGAAGAGAGACAUGAAUUCAGAAAUUUUCAUCAAAGGACCCAAUGUUGCUGGGUAUUCUACUGCACCAAGGUUUCUCUUUGGCAGCGUGGACAGAAUUUCUACUAAUGAUCACAAUUCAGAGAAGAGGGAUAAAGAAUCCUCUCUCUCCAACAGGAAUAUGAAUGAACCAUUUACUGCUAUAAAUAAAGAAACACUUGAAGCAGCAGCUAAGACAGAUAUUCCAGAUAAGACCAUACCAUGUGAGCAGCUUCUGCAGUUCCUCCAGAGGAACAUCAUCAUUGGUGCUGGCUCAGUGGCGGGAGUCCUCGUGGUCACAGCAUUGUUGCUGCUGGCGUUGACCAUGUGCUGCAGGAGGAAACAGCAAUCACAUCCUCCAGCGAACAUGACAUAUAAUAUUUUUAUUCUGCGUGGGAAGUCUUGGUGGCAGAAGUUUCAAGAAAAGAACCCCCAAAAGCACAGUGAGAAACAGAAACAGUUGUUGAAGGGCAAGUCCUCUGUCUAAGCCAGCUGGUGGGGCCCGCCAAACCAGGACCGGAAGCUGUGAUGCCAGGCAAUUGUCCACCCAGACACCACGGAGAGGCAUUUGAUUUCUGGCUGUGAGGUGUGCUCCACAAAAUGUUUACCUUCUCCUGUUAGUCUCGAAUGGACCAAGACACGGAUGUUGUACUACAGGGUGCUUAGAGUUUGGUACGGCACUGAUAGCUAGGGCAGGAGAUGCAGCACAUCUGCCCAAACACAAACCUGACCAACUACUAAGUUCUUUAUUUAUUAAAGCAUUGAUUCUCUGA